Callithrix jacchus (white-tufted-ear marmoset) is the source of this 4181-nucleotide messenger RNA. RefSeq names its product N-alpha-acetyltransferase 40, NatD catalytic subunit (gene NAA40). The record is from RefSeq and is a predicted model, not a curated record. Gene Ontology annotation, cellular component: nucleus. Gene Ontology annotation, molecular function: histone H4 acetyltransferase activity; protein N-terminal-serine acetyltransferase activity; histone H2A acetyltransferase activity. NCBI's taxonomy places the organism in Eukaryota, Metazoa, Chordata, Mammalia, Primates, Cebidae.
GGCGCGACGCUCCUCCGCGCUCCCGCCUCCUGGUCGGAGACCCUCGGCCCGCCUCGCGGACGCUCCACCUGCGCGGCGGCUUCCCGCUCCCCCACCCCGGUCUGCGCCGGCGCGGUACCAAGGCGCGCGGGGGAGCUGCGAGGCGCAUGCGCGGUGCGGAGCCCUCCGCUCUGCUGCUGUCGCUGCCGCUGCCUCUGCCGUCGCAGCCGUUGCCGUUACCGUCUCCCUGCCGGCAAGUGUGUGAAGAAGGAGCUAAGGGUCGCCGCCGCUGCCGCCGCCGCUAUGGGGGAGAAUCCCCCUUUGCUGCUCCUCUGCUGCGAGCUGCUGACUGCCUGCAACUUCGUCUUGCUGACCACGUGUCACCUCUGUCCUGAGAGAAAGUCAAGCAAAGCCAAGGAGAAGAAGCAGAAGCGGUUGGAGGAGCGAGCAGCCAUGGAUGCCGUUUGUGCCAAAGUGGACGCUGCCAACAGGCUCGGAGACCCUCUGGAAGCUUUCCCAGUGUUCAAGAAAUAUGAUAGAAAUGGGUUGAAUGUCUCCAUUGAAUGUAAGCGAGUGUCUGGACUAGACCCUGCCACCGUGGACUGGGCCUUCGACCUGACCAAAAUGAAUAUGCAAACCAUGUAUGAGCAGAGCGAGUGGGGCUGGAAGGACCGAGAGAAACGGGAGGAAAUGACAGAUGACCGAGCCUGGUACCUCAUUGCUUGGGAAAACAGUUCCGUCCCUGUUGCCUUUUCUCACUUCCGGUUUGACGUGGAGUGCGGGGAUGAAGUCCUGUACUGCUAUGAAGUGCAGUUGGAAAGCAAGGUGCGGCGGAAAGGCCUGGGGAAGUUCCUCAUACAGAUCCUGCAGCUCAUGGCCAACAGCACACAGAUGAAGAAGGUUAUGUUAACAGUAUUUAAACACAAUCAUGGCGCCUACCAGUUCUUCAGAGAAGCGUUGCAAUUUGAAAUUGAUGACUCUUCCCCCAGCAUGUCCGGUUGCUGUGGGGAGGAUUGCUCCUAUGAGAUCCUGAGCCGGAGGACCAAGUUUGGGGACAGCCAACACUCCCACGCGGGUGGGCACUGUGGUGGCUGCUGCCACUGAACUCUCAGAGCCACUUGCAAGUCACAGUGCUCUCUCCUAAGGCCUUUCCUCUUUCCUGGUCUCACCGUUUGCCAGGUGCCCUCAGAGCUGUAGCCUCCCCAGCCCUGCAUGUGCCAGGCUGCAGCCUGAGAGCACAGAAUCCUGGAGAGAAGUGGUAUGAGCUGCUGCUCCUCCUCUCCUAGGAGACCAGAGUGCCAGGAGGGAAUGAAGGGGAGAGGGAGGAGUGGGUGGGCCUGACUGUGAAGCUCAUCCUCCACGGCGGCUGCCUCCUCACUUGGCUCCUGGGCCCUGCAGUGGAAGUUCUCCCACCACUGCAGCCCCUAGAUUCCUGGCACCGUCCCUGCUCCCAUACACACACACUUGGACAAAUGGAAUGUUUAUGCCCACCUUUAUGAAAGUUCUGGAGUCCUGGGUCUAGGGUUUGCUGAUCCCCAAAGAGGAACACACUGGUUAUAAGAUCUGGGCAUACAGGGAGGCUUCAGAGAGACUCACGCUUUCACAGAUGGAAUGCUCCUAUGGAGACCAUGGGAAGAUCUUUUGUGCCAAGACGCAGGGAAGUGAAGAAAGCUCUUUCCAGCUGUUUUUAUGGAUUCACGGAGUGGGCUCAUGUUGGGACCAGCUGACUCGAGGAAGACUGCUUCUCUCCAUCGCUGUCAGUGAGAGAGCCUGAAAGGACCAGGAAUGAGGUGUUCUGUGGGGCCCGCUGUGGGGAUGAUCUUCUCUAGGCUCCUGGACUUGGCUGCAUUCUGAGCUUAACCUCCGGCUGCUUUCUGAGCUUAACCUCCUGGUCUCAUGUCAGUCACUUGAGCUUUUGAUUCAUAGAAGAAAGCCAGAGGUUCUGCUUGUUCAUGUCUGCCAGCCCUCACCGUUAUUUCUCCUCUGCCUCUCGCCUCUACCCUAGAUACCUCUGUUCUUAGUCUUAAGGGGAGAAUAACAUCAGGGAGCCCCUUGUCAUUCCCAGAAGGACUUCUCUUUCCUCCAAUAGUUAACUCCAUUUCUUGUCUUCUCUUGGUGCUGAUCGCUCUCUAAGGGUAGGGCAUCCCUCCCUGUGGCCACUCGCCCUCUUCAGAGAGCCCCCAGCCAGCAGCAGGCCCCUCUGCCUGCACUCCUCAGCCUUGCCCCUCACUGCCUCAGUGAGGCACUAGUGCCACUGCCAUGGCCUAGCCGGGCCAUAGCUCAGCUGCAGCAGGAAUGCCUCUCAGUGGCCAAAACAGCUGCUUUUGUCUCUGGUGUUACCCUGUGGCAACAGGCUGGAGCAGGGGAAGGAGAAAGCCUUCUCUUCUCUUACAGAAUAGAGAGGAUGCAGGCUCAGAGCUAAUGCUCAUCCUGAUCUCCAGGCCUUGUUCCUCUUCCAGGAAAGAAAAACCAAAUCCUGGCCGGGCGCAGUGGCUCACGCCUGUAAUCCCAGCACUUUGGGAGGCCGAGGUGGGCGGAUCACGAGGUCAAGGGAUCGAGACUAUCCUGGCCAACAUGGUGAAACCCCAUCUCUACUAAAAGUACAAAAAAUUAGCCGGGCAUGGUGGUGCAUGCCUGUUGUCCCAGCUACUCGGGAGGCUGAGGCAGGAGAAUUGCUUGAAACCGGAAAACGGAAGUUGCAGUGAGCCAGGAUCGUGCCACUGCACUCCAGCCUGGCAACAGAGCAAGACUCUGUCUCAAAAAAAAAAAAAAAAAAAAAAACAAAUCCUUAUCCAGGAAAAAGCACCUAGCAGCUCCCCUUGGACAUCCCUGAGCUCUGCUUUGGGGAGUAUCAUAAAGGUUCUAGCCUUCGUGAAGUUGCUCCUGUGGAGGUCUGUUGGUCCCUCUGACCUCAGCAUCUGCUCACACCCGACCCUAUGCCCGACUCCGGCAGUCUGUCCUGGCAGAUCUCCUAAGUGGUCCUUGCUUCGCACAGGAGCCUCUGUGCACAGGGCCUCCCUCACCCAGCCUGGCCCUUCUGCUGAGCACUCUGCGCUGCUCUUGAUUGGCAGCAGUGGGACUGGGCACUCCUAAGAGAGUUGCCUUGUGGCAUUACACUGGAAUAAGUCUGCCUCUGCCUCACCCUGCUGGCUCCUGGGGCUUUCACCCCAGGGAGAGUUGACAUUGCUGGAGGGUUUGGUGGAUUCCUAAGAACCAUGAAAUCACAGGAGCAUGUUUAGGAAGACAUUUUUCUCUGGUCCCUGUCUCACAAAGGACACAUAUGAUUAAAUAUUUAUUGUCUUAGAUCAUGGAUUCCUGAUCCUUCUCCCUCAGGGGGAUCGAAAGGAACCCUCUGUAGUCAUCCCAUGUAAGGUGAGUUCGGUGUACAUUGUCUCUUUCCAGUCACUGGAUGCAUGGCACCAGCUGGACAAUGGUGCUUGGUGCCAUGCCUUGCUUACCUCAGUCUCUGCAAGCCAUGUCCCAAGGCUUCCUCAGGAGAUCGGGGCUGGGGUGGGAGAGGCACUGAGACCCGCAAUCACCCUUGGUGUUGAGCCUAUUCGUUUCCAAAACAUCUGUCUUUUCUCCAGUUCCCCUAGGUCUUGGUUUUGAGAAACAGCAGGCAUGGCUGGUCGCGGUGGCUCACGCCUGUAAUCCCAGAACUUUGGGGAGUCUGAGGCAGGUGGAUCACCUGAGGUCAGGAGUUCAAGACCAGCCUGGUCAACAUGGCAAAAUCCCAUCUCUACUAAAAAUACAAAAAUUAGCUGGUUGUGGUGGUGGACGCCUAUAAUCUCAGCUUCUUGGGAGGCUGAGGCAGGAGAACCACCUGAACCUGAGAGGCAGAGGUGGCGGUGAGCCAAAAUCACACCAUUGCUAUCCAGCCUGACAGUGAGACUUUGUCUCAAAAAACAACAAAGAGAAACGUAACAGCCGUUUUGUACCAGGCUUUUUGUUGUUGUUUUUUGUUUGGAGCAUGUUAAGAUACUUUUUUAAGAUUUUUAAAUUUUGUUAUAUCCAUCCUAAUUUUUGUUGAUGACAAAUGUGUAUAGGACAUGUAAAUGGUUCUUUUUAACCCCUUCUGUUUUUUUUUAAGAGGAAAUUUUUUUUCCCUUUAGCAGCUUGUUAUCACUGGAAUCAAAGGGAAAAAGUGAUCUCUUUUUGCAUUGCUUGUAUUUGUACGUCACAAAUAAAAGACACUUUGUUCA